Molecule: messenger RNA, 3052 nt
Organism: Chondrus crispus (carragheen)
Lineage: Eukaryota; Rhodophyta; Florideophyceae; Gigartinales; Gigartinaceae
Product: WD40-repeat containing protein
Exons: 2
Coding region: 1-2922 (973 amino acids)
Molecular function (GO): protein binding
Source: RefSeq, a predicted model, not a curated record
AUGCUCGCGAGCGGGGCGAAGCCAGAGGAAGCGAAUGAUCCGAGAUGCAAAGAGGCUGUGAGGGAAAUAUUGAAAUUGUGUGCUGGUUUGCCGCUUGCUCUGAACGUAGCCGGGACGGGUGUCAGGUACAUGAGAGAUAGAUGGGAGGGAGAAAAGUCACAAGCGUGGGAGGCAUACCUUUCGAAGAUGAAGAGCUGUAACACGAUUCGUAGUGAGAGUCCAGGGGAUGGGUAUUUGUUGUCGUUAGACGCGACAUUACAUGCGUCACUAGAGAUUGUGGAGUCCGGCAUGGGGAGCGAUGCGGAGAGGUUAGGUCAGUUUUCGUUUCGAAAGAUACAUCGGAGUCUGUGUGUUAUGAAGAAGCAAGACGGGAUGCCUUUGUCGUUGGUAAGAGAGUUGUGGGAAAUGGACUACGACUCGGCUGAAAAGUAUGUGAAGCAGAUGGAAAGGGUUGGAUUAGUAGACAUUCAUUACGACAAGGAUUGUGGGUGGGUACGGAUGCAUGAUCUGACGCACGAUUUUGCGGUGCAGGAGGCGCAGAAGGAGGAAAGUGUAACGGUCUGGUAUAAGAAGUUGGCAGAUGUAUGCAGGCAGGGAGGGGGACUGCUUGCUAUGACUGAGAGCGAGGGCAGAGAGAGCAAGGAUGCAAGAGAGAAGUAUGUUUUCGAGAAUAUAUAUCGCGUUCUGAAACAGGGCGGGUAUGUGGAGGAGCUGAAGAAUCUAUUUUUGAGAGCGCGAUGGGUGAAGGCAGUGAUACAGAGAGGAAGUGUGUUGCAAUACGAGGAAGCUGUAAAGGAUCUAAAUAGCUUUUUGAGGAACACGGGAGCAAGCGAGAGCCUUUUAAGGGAUACGGGAGAAGAAGAUUCGGUGUAUGCGAUGGAAUUGAUGAUGAGAGCUGCACGACUGAGUGUACCUUUUUGUGGUGAAAGCAGUGCAGGGAUUUACUUUCAACUGUACGGAAGAAUCAAGCACAGGGCAUCACAAUUAGGAAGCGUGCGAAGGAUACUCGAGGAAAUCGAGGAACACGCGCCACGACCAUGGGUGCGGCCUGUGAGUGAAUGUGUAGGGCGAGCGGGAGGAAGUUUGGUGGAGCAGAUUGUGCUUCCGAAUAUCGUUUACGAAGUCGGCAUGGACUCAACCGGUGGCGUGUAUGGACACUGUUCGGACCUGGGCUAUACCAGGAUCACAGUUUUCACACAGUCUCCGGACAAGGAAAUGAAGAUGACUGAAUUAGACAACGAUUUUGGAACGGGGAGCCGAGAAUUAACAUGCGGUUGUGUCAGUAUGAGCAAACGCUAUGCAGUUAUCGGAUAUGGUGAUGGGACACUACAGUUCUGGAGUGUAUCGGAAAAGAAAAUUUUGUGGAGUGACUGCGGUCAUGAAUCGCGGGUGUCUAGCGUUGCGAUGAGUGGUGAUGGAAAACGUGCAGUAUCUGGAUCCCGGGACAGCAGCGUACGAGUUUGGGACGUGGACACAGGACUGCAAAUCGGCGACGCAUUAACUGGACACACGGGUUGGGUAGAGAGCGUUGCGAUGAGUGGUGAUGGAAAACGUGCAGUAUCUGGAUCGUAUGACGACAGCGUACGAGUUUGGGACGUGGACACAGGACUGCAAAUCGGCGACGCAUUAACUGGACACACGGAUGGGGUGGAGAGCGUUGCGAUGAGUGGUGAUGGAAAACGUGCAGUAUCUGGAUCCUUGGACGAGAGCGUACGAGUUUGGGACGUGGACACAGGACUGCAAAUCGGCGACGCAUUAACUGGACACACGAGUUACGUGGAUAGCGUUGCGAUGAGUGGUGAUGGAAAACGUGCAGUAUCUGGAUCCUGGGACGAGAGCGUACGAGUUUGGGACGUGGACACAGGACUGCAAAUCGGCGACGCAUUAACUGGACACACGGGUCGGGUGGAGAGCGUUGCGAUGAGUGGUGAUGGAAAACGUGCAGUAUCUGGAUCGUAUGACGAGAGCGUACGAGUUUGGGACGUGGACACAGGACUGCAAAUCAGCGACGCACCAACUGGACACACGGGUGAGGUGGAUAGCGUUGCGAUGAGUGGUGAUGGAAAACGUGCAGUAUCUGGAUCCCGGGACAUGAGCGUACGAGUUUGGGACGUGGACACAGGACUGCAAAUCGGCGACGCAUUAACUGGACACACGCAUUGGGUGCUUAGCGUUGGGAUGAGUGGUGAUGGAAAACGUGCAGUAUCUGGAUCGUAUGACAAGAGCGUACGAGUUUGGGACGUGGACACAGGACUGCAAAUCGGCGACGCAUUAACUGGACACACGAAUGGGGUGCUUAGCGUUGGGAUGAGUGGUGAUGGAAAACGUGCAGUAUCUGGAUCCCGGGACAAGAGCGUACGAGUUUGGGACGUGGACACAGGACUGCAAAUCGGCGACGCAUUAACUGGACACACGGAUGAGGUGUAUGGCGUUGGGAUGAGUGGUGAUGGAAAACGUGCAGUAUCUGGAUCGGGAGACAAGAGCGUACGAGUUUGGGACGUGGACACAGGACUGCAAAUCGGCGACGCAUUAACUGGACACACGAGUUUGGUGUCUCGCGUUGGGAUGAGUGGUGAUGGAAAACGUGCAGUAUCUGGAUCCUGGAACAGGAGCGUACGCGUUUGGGACGUGGAGAAAGGGAGUACAGUUCAUCUCGGAAAGUUGGAGGACUGGCAAGAUAUCGUGGAGAGAUUUCUGAAUGCAGAAAACUUACGUGCCGUCUCUCGCACUGGACAUAGGCACAAAAGGCUCAAGGUUUUUGAGAGCAGGGGGACGAAAAUUGUGCAUGAGCGAGAGGAUGGCUCUGAGGCUGUUUUGGCGCAGCUGGAGAGUACGGUAAUCUGGUGGGAGGUAGACGAUAAUCAUGGGGUCUUUGUUGCAGCGGCUGGCAGCCGGGUAGCUAUUAUGAAGCUGGUGGUCUAGGUGUAAGUUACACUUCCCUUAUCCUCUCGGCCAGGCACAGACGUUUCUAUUGUACGGUACGUGGCGGCACCUGUGGUGUUUCGUUUUUUUACAUGUAAAAUCUUGAGAAUCCCGGUUUACUGGCCGCGUC